Molecule: messenger RNA, 4065 nt
Organism: Odobenus rosmarus divergens (Pacific walrus)
Lineage: Eukaryota; Metazoa; Chordata; Mammalia; Carnivora; Odobenidae
Gene: UMODL1
Product: uromodulin-like 1
Exons: 22
Coding region: 1-4065 (1354 amino acids)
Cellular component (GO): extracellular region; cell surface
Molecular function (GO): protein binding; peptidase inhibitor activity; calcium ion binding
Source: RefSeq, a predicted model, not a curated record
AUGCUCAGGACCCUCUGGCUGGCCUUGCUGGCUCUGGUCAGCGUGGCGGGCCCGAGCCAGGCCAGCGGCUUCACAGAAAAAGGCCUUUCCUUGCUGAGCUUCCAGCUGUGCAACUACAGCGUGACCCGAAACGUCCAGAAGGUGGAGGCUGUCCAGGCAUCGCACGUGAUCUACGCUCCCUGCGGCGGGUGGAUCCCAUGGAGGCGGUGCCCUAAGACGGUUUACAGGACCCAGUAUGUGGCUGUGGAGGUCCCCGAGUCCAGGAACGUGACCGACUGCUGUGCGGGUUAUGAACAGCUAGGCCUUUACUGCGUCCUGCCCCUGAAUCGGUCCAGGGAGUUUGCCUCGAGACCUGGGGUCUGCCCGGAGGUGGAGCUGGAAGCACCCGCCUCACCAUGCAUGCUGGACACAGACUGCCUGGGACUUCGGAAGUGCUGCCCCUCAUCCCGGGGCCACCACUGUGUGGCUCCUGCCCUCCGAGCUCCAGAGAACCCUGUGACCUUCUGGUACCAGGUGACUGUCCUGGUGAAAAUGGACUUCAAGAAGCUCGAGGAGGUGGACCCCAGACUCCUGGACCACAUGCGGCUUCUGCACUCCAUGGUCACCAGCGCCUUGCAGCCACUGCGCCCUGCUGUCCACCACCUGCAGUCAGCCCGCGGGGACACCUCCACCACGGUGUCACAGCUGCUGCUGGGCCUGUGGCGGCCGGUGCCCGUGGCCCACGUCUCCGCGAUGCUGGACGAGGUCGUGAAGCGCGUCUAUGAAAUGAUCGACAUCCAGGCGCAAGAUGUCGAUGAGUGCUUCAUCGAAGAACUCAGUGCCUGCUCCGGGAGGGAGCAGUGUUCGAACAUGGAGGGCUCAUCCCAGUGCACCUGUCACCCCGAGCCGCCGGCCUCGGCUCCCCGGAAGCUGAACCGCACCUGGGAUGACUGCCCUCCCAUCCGGGACUACGUGACCCUCAACGUCACCAGCAGCAGCUUUUGGGUGUCUUGGAGUUUAAAUUCUACCCGGCACCGCACAUUCCUCGUGCGGGUUUACAAGGGCGGGGAGCUCCUCCGGAGCUCCAGGACCGCGGGAAGGACGCUGCAGGUGGCUGGGCUGGAGGCCGGAGAGCUGUAUGCAGUGAAGACCAGCUACCAGGCGUGCGGGGCCAAUGUCACUGCCACGCUGACUGUCAGAACAGACGCCCGCGAAUUCAAAGUCACCGUCAGGGUCCUGAACCGCAACGCGACAGAAGACCUGCUCAACCACAGCGGCCCUGAGUACCGGGACUUUUCCCGACAGCUGCUUGGCGAGGUUGAAAACUCCUUCCCGCCUGCGGUGUCCGACCUGUACAGGAGAGGGAAGCUGAGGAUUCGGAUCGUCUCUCUCCAGGCCGGAAGCGUGCUGGUGACGCUCAGGCUGACGGUUCAGGACCCUGAAUUCCCAGUGGGAAUCUCCACUCUGGCCCCCAUGCUCCCGCCUCUGCUGGCCAGCACGCUGUUCCAGAUCGACCCGCGGGUGACACGUGUGCAAGAUUGGGAUGAGUGUGCGGACAGCCUGGGGCAUGACUGCUCCCCCGCUGCCCAGUGCAUCAACCUCGAGGGCUCCUAUACCUGUCGGUGCCGGACGGCCAGGGACGCCAACCCCUUCCGCGCGGGCCGGGCCUGCGAGGGUGACGUGGUGAACCCCACCGGACGUGUCCUGGCUCCGGCAACAGGUGUAACAGCCCCAGCGCUCGGCGCAGAAACAACAGCCCUUGGCCGGGAGACUCCGGCCUUGUGGCCCAGCCCUGGGCACCCCUGGGGCACCCCUGCAGUAGGCCAGGCCCAGACCCCAGGGCCCCCACCCAGGAGAGGAAGCAGUGGCGUGGUCAAGCAGGACAGAAACAGCACAGGGCAAGGCAUGGGGGAGGAGAUGCCCAGCAUGGCUCCAGGCUCAGUGACCGGCCAGUGGAUGGCCAGCAGAGCUCCCAGGACAACCCCUAGCUCCCCUCCUGGGACCAUGAAGGGCUUGCUGGACACCACUGGAUGGUUAUCAAGAAACUCCACCACGGAACCAUCCUUCUGGCCCACUCCUACCAAGGGCCCCACAGACCACAUCGAGUGGCCCACCAGUCUCCCCACUUGGAAUACACCACCAGCACUUCUGGACCCCACGGAACCACAGCACUUGGACUCUGGGCCAUCUGAGUCUCUGAAGCUUCCGGGCUGUGUUCCUGUCCCCAUCGGAAGGGUCACCGUCUCCAAUGUGACCAGCACCAGCUUCCACGUGGCGUGGGCGGCGGAUCUCGCCCUGCACCCCACCUUCCAGCUCACCGUGCUCCCCAUGCGGAGCCCCGCAGUGCACCUGGAGACCCAGGACGCAAGCCUGGUGCUGUCGGGCCUGGAGCCUGGUGUCCUGCACCUGGUCGAGAUAGCGGCCGAAGCCUGUGGGAAAGGAGGUGCCAGGGCCCGCCUGAAAGUGAGGACAGCGGCCCAGAAACUCAGAGGCCGAGUCAGAAUAGCAGAUGUCAGCUACGUGGAGUCCUUCCGCAACCCAAGCAGCAGGGAGUAUUGGGACUUCCAGGAGCGGUUCUUUAGGAUGGUGCGGGCUUCCUUGCCAGCCGCCGUGCUCCGGCUCAUGGACACGGGCGGGGUCCAGAUGGAGGUGACCCGCAUCGCCAACGGCAGUGUUGUGGUGGAGUUUAACCUGCUGAUCACCGCAGACGUGGAUGUCCGCGAGGUGUCCGCCGCGUUCCUCGUGGCCUUUCAGAACGUGUCUCUGCUGGAGGUGGUCGGAGGGGACACCUUCAUACAGGAUUACGACGAGUGUGAGAACCAGGAGCAUGACUGUGAACCGGGUGCGUCCUGCCGCAACACUCUGGGCUCUUUCACCUGCAGCUGCACAGGCGGCGCCCCCCGCUUCCCUGUGGAAUAUUCUGGAAGACCCUGUGAAGGUGACUUCCCUGGCAACACAACCCAGGCUCCCGGCCCCUUUCUGGGCCCUGGCCCGGAGCAGCUCCCCACCCCAGCAGGACCCAGGGCUGCCUCUGUGCCGGGUGCCAGCCAGGGCCCCCACGACCCGCCCCAGCGGCUGAAACUGACCGAGGCGGUCAGGGUGCUCUGCGAGAUUGAGAAGGUGGCCAUCGCCAUCCAGAGGCACUUCCUGCAGCAGGAAUCCAUCCCCGAGUCUUCCCUGUACCUGGGACACCCAUCCUGCAACGUGAGCGACCACAACAGCACGCAUGUGCUCCUGGUGGCCGGGUGGACCGAGUGCGGAACCGUUGUGCAAAGUAACCUGACGAACACGGUGGUGAGGACCAUGCUGAGGAACGACCUGUCCCCUGAGGGCAUCAUCCACCACCUGAAGAUCCUGAGCCCCAUCCACUGUGCCUUCCAGAACGACCUCCUGACGUCAUCGGGCUACACCCCAGAGUGGGGGGUUUAUACCAUUAUCGAAGACCUCCACGGCUCUGGAAAUUUUGUCACCGAGAUGCAAUUAUUUAUUGGGGAUUCUCCUAUACCUCGAAAUUACAGCGUGUCUGCCAGCGAUGACGUCAAGAUCGAAGUGGGGCUCUAUAAUCAGAAGAGCAACCUCAAGGUGGUCCUGACCGAGGGCUGGGCAACGCCAUCCAGCAAUGCCAGGGACCCGGUCAUGUUCAGCUUCAUCAACAACAGCUGCCCCAUCCCCAACACGCACACGAACGUGAUCGAGAACGGGGAUUCCAGCAAGGCCCGGUUUAAGCUGAAAAUCUUCUCUUUCAUCAACAACUCCAUCGUCUAUCUGCACUGCAGACUUCGCAUUUGCAUGGACUCCCCUGGGACCACGUGCAAAAUAAACUGCAAUGCCAUCCAGUCCCCAAGAAGCAGUGAAGCAUCUGCGACACACCAGAUGUCCUGGGGACCCCUCAUUCGGUCUGAAGGUGAGCGUCCAGGUGCGCGGCCAGGCCUGGGAGCCGGCUACCUCGUCCUCAUGAUGGUGGCUGUCUUUGCCUUGGUGGCGGGAGCAGGUGCCCUUGUCAUCGUGCACUACCAGAGAAUGACCGGCAAGUACAACUUCAGAGCCCAGUCGGACGACUUCAGCUACCAGGUGUUCUCUGAGUAG